AUUGUGAAUCAGCUAGUUCACCGAUUGCUGUGGGGGAAAGUGGAAAGCGUACGUUACAUUCUCUGACAUCGGUUCCGAAUUCUCAAAAUCGGAUAAUUUCAGUGCUUGUCAAAUGGAGAAUGGCUCAAUAGGCAUCGAAACGCUUAAAAUUGAUAAUAAAACAUGUCCUGAAAAUCGGGUUCAUCCUUUAUAAACUCUUUAAACUCUUUUUAGUGUUUUUUCGGAUUGUGAUUGUGUAUAUAUAAUGGAAACGGUUUCGCUUUUAUAAAAAGUUUUACGAUGUCAAACAAAUUUUCGGAUUGCGUUGUUGUUUUCGCUCUGUUUUUAUUUAUAUUUCAUUAUGUGUCACUCAGUCCUUCUCCAGCUAAACGCAGCGAUGUUAAAAAAGACCAAUGUAAUAAGACAGUUGAAAUUUACGAAGACGUUUCCAGUCCGGAGGUGACGGAGAGUAAUUUCGGUAAACCGAUGACGUGCUGGUACCGAUUUAGAUCGUUCCGUGGUACGCCCAAGGACUGGAUACUAAGGAUAAAGUUUAACAAGUUCAAAAUAGGAAAUUUGCUCAACGCCACGCAUUGCGAAGGAGGAUAUUUACAGAUCGUGGAUGGUAACGCCAAAACAGACGUCUCCAAUCGAAAAGAACCUGGAAUCUUUUGCGGAGAAAGCGAGCAGCCGCAGACUUUCAUGUCCGAAACGUCGUUCGUAAAAGUAUUUUUUCACGUCGAAAAUUACACCGACCAAACGUACCUCAGCUUUGAUACGAGGGCGGAACAACAACUUGUCGUUUAUUUGAGAUAUGGACAACAUCCGGAGCUGUAUCCGAAUAGAAGAGGAGAAGUUGUACAGGGGUCAUAUUGCGAAAGGAUAUUCAGAGAUUGUCGCCUUCAAACUUGUUACGUUCAAUCUCCAGCUUAUCCCGGUAUCUACCCUAGGAAUUUGCAUUGCAGAUACUACCUAAACACCCGACUGCCUUUUAUCAAGCUCUACAUCGAAAACGAAGAGUUCAACAUUGAUGGACAGCGAUGCGAGAAUAUUAUGACUUGCCCCAUGCGACCGAUUUCAUCAGGCGAAGAAAAUUGUCCGUACGAUUAUAUAAAAAUCUACGACGGAAAGAAUGAGUUCAGUCCCGUUAUUGGUACAUUUUGCGGAAUGGGCAAAUUCCCUUACUCCAUUAUCGGCACAUCUCAGGACCUUUUUGUGGAAUUUGUGUCGUCUCCUGCAGGACCGCUACUAAACACUGGAUUCCAUUUCAACGUAGGCAAUUGGCCUGGACACGUUGAUACUGCUGGUAGUAGAAACGGCACGUGCGAUUGGUUACUUUCCUCGGAAAGUCUCAGAGCUUCGGGAGAUUCAGAAGGUAUAUUUCUAUCAGUGGCUCACUGGUAUCCGCCCCAUACCAGCUGUACAUAUCUAAUACAAGGCGAAGAAGACGAAAUCGUAAGGCUGUACUUUCCUAGUUUCAGAAUAAACCGUAUAGAGUCUCCUAUAAGACCCAUAGAGGGAGAUUGCGGAGAAUCGCUUACAUUAUACGACUCUUCUUGGCCUGAUGAUGCUAAAAUUAUCAAAACGUUCUGUGAUACUUUUUCGAAAGCAAUGGAAAAACAUGAUUUCGUGUCGUCUGGUAAUUCGCUUUUUGUCAGAUUCGAAAGUAAAACCGGAAGUUAUAGUGGGUCAUCAUUAUAUUAUUGGGCUCAUUACGAUUUUUUCAACAAUACAAAACUAGGAGAAGCGAUACCUGGUAAACAAUGCGAUGAAAUAUUCUCCUCGUGGAAACAAGUCAAAGGUUGGUUGAGAUCUCCUCUCAAUACCUUGGUAUACAAAACUUCCCAAACCAGUGACGACGUUAGUUGUUUAUAUAGAUUCGUAACGGACAAAAGGCUUUUUGCUAGGAUAAUUUUAACUAUCAACAAUGUAUUUUUCAAAGAAUCCCCUUACAACCACGGUCCUUGUACAAACUGUUUGGAAGAUCGUGUGGAUAAACUGGUGAUAUGGGAACCUCUUCCUUCGGGAGCUAAUUCAUCUUAUCCUCCGAUUUCAUUGAAUAAGGCGGCUCAAAACGGCGAUGUGACUUGUAUAUGUAAUCGACAAGCAUUCUCUACACAGAUAAUAUCGAAGGGAGAGCAGCUCAAUUUACAGAUGAUCAUCGAUAGCAGUCACAGUUCCCUUAGUUAUUUUAAACAUCCCGAAUCACUUUUCGAAGCUACUUACGAAUUCGUUCACGGACCUCUAUGUGGACCGGCUAUCAUUCAACCUAUAACAGACGGAGAGAUACAUUAUCCUUAUUAUGAAGCUAUUGGAUACGUCGAACCACCUAAAUCCAUAAGAUGCAUUUGGGAGAUCAAGGUUAAUAGAGACAGAGAUUUUUGGCUACAUUUUGAUCAAAUUAAGUUUUCUUCGAAAUCUUGCGAUGACGGUAUAGUGGAUAUCUUCCUCAAAGGUCGUUUGGAUCCGUAUCUAUCUGUUUGUGGUGAAAACGUCUCUCUAGCGAAAGAACUCCCGAUUUUAAGCUCGGCGGAAUUGAGCCCAGACGGAACUGAUCCUAGUAUUACUAUACAGUUUAUAGGAAGGACGUCUCCAACGAGGGCGGCAUUCAAAAUUGCGUGGACGGAGAUGUUUCAUUUACCUCGAAACGUUGACGGGUCGUCUUUAAUGUCUAGCCGCUUGACAGAAGGCGGUAAUCCAGAAGAUCCCUUGGGAGACGGUUGCGAAUUCGCUUGUCCCGGUGAACAAGGACUUUGUAUACCGGCCAGACUGGUAUGCAACGGAGUCGUCAAUUGUCCAAACGUAACAGAUUAUAAAGGUACAGCUUAUAGUGAUGAAGCGGCCGAAUUGUGCAUCAAAGAAAACACCCCUGAAAUUAAUUGGAUAUACGUAGGGGUCGCUACAGUAUCAGUGUUAAUUUUGUUAUGUUGUUUCUGUUUCUGCGCGUGCAGACGAUGUUGUAGAUACUGUUGCAGAGACGACGAUUGAGAGUGGAAGCUUUUUUUAGCACAGUUUCAUGAUUUUUUUCAUUAAUAUCAAUUUUUUUCUUGUAAAUAUGUAGGAAGAAGUAAUAAUGGACAGUUAUCGAUUUUUAAUUACCAUUUUUUAUAUAUACAUAUAAACUCAUAUCUUGUGGGACUGUGCGAAAAAACUGAAGAUGCCAUCGAAAUCAACCUUGUUCAAUUCCAAGAGCCUUAAUGAAUAAAAUCAACCGUUUUUAUUAUUCUUAGAUUGAUUAGAGGUUAUUUUUGAAAAUCUGAAUAGAAUAGAAAAUAUUUGCAAAUUAGCAAAUUUUUGACAUUUUCUAUAUUUAGAUUUUCAAAAUGAGUCGUGUAAAAAUACUAAAAAUAAAGAGUGCACUUCAAUUAUGAAAGAACGUUGUAAAUUCGAUUAUAAUGUACGAAUACAUGUUGCUCAAAAAAAUUUAUUUCACUAUAAAUAUAGAUAAUUUGUUAGAUACAUUCCCCAGCGUGUUAUUGCCGAAACUUUUGGGCAACAUCGUACAAAUAUUAUUUGUUUAUAUAUACAUACAAAAAAGAAGAAUUAAACCUGCACAGUUUAUACCUAUAGUUGAAGCAACAUGACCAUAUAAUAGAAAAGUUACUUUUUAAGUUUGUAUUGAGGACCACACUAUCAUAAAAAAGAAGAAAUACAACAUGGCUGCUUGUCGGUUAUAUCUGUCAAACUAUCGAAUGAGCAAUCGAACGAAUUUUCAACAUCAGCUGAUGUCCAUAUCAAAAUGGCCAUCGUGUGGUAAACAAAUGCUCUUGCCGUAAGUUUCUGUGUAGUUUAUAAAGUUAUUUGUUGGAUUCCUUUAUAAAUUCUAGUGUCAUUGAGAAAUAGCUUCUUAUGCAGUGUUGUGCUUAGUGUAGAUAAGCAGUAAAUACAGUCUAAAAAGCAAUUAUAUUGGAAACUAGCGGAAAAUGAGGAGAAUUCUGUUUAAAAAGUUCUUUUCAUCUAAUGGAAAGGAAUUAACUCCACUAAAAGCUUUAAGUUUGUUCUUGAAUGCAACAGUAGAAAGUUAUGUUCAAUAAAUUCCCGUCACUUGAGGAUAAAAUAAAUACAAUCGUAAAUUUUUUAAGUUUCUUGGAAGCCUACUUGCAGACUGACUAGAAAAAUUGCAACAAUACUCAGUUUCAGCUGAAUUAAUUUCACUGAAACAGAUUUAAAAAAUACCCUUCACACCAUAAAACAAAAAAUCAAUAUAAAAUAACUCCCGCUACCGUAAAAUAACAAAAGCUAACACAAGUGUACGAAAGAAGCGAUUGUUUACCCUACGACAGCCAUUUUAACGAGAUCAAUUGUUUUCUCAGAUUACCUAAUUGAUUCAACUAAAGCAGAGCUGACCAAAUAUCAACAGAGGUGGAGGCCAAUAUAUAUUUUAAUUAGACAGCUGACAGAUGCCUAGUUCGUCAUACUAGAAAAUAAAGUUAUAUUAAGUGCUAUUUUGACCGAAAAAAUGAUAAAAUUAACAUCAAAAUAAUAUUGUACGACUAUACGGGAUUAUAUAUUCCCUUGACUGAUUUGUAAUGACUUAUUUGCUUUCGAUUUUUCUACUAUAAUUGAAAAUGAUAAUAAUUGUUUUAGAAGAAUCAAAACACUUUCCAAGAAUAAGAUUUCUGCUAAAUUGAAUUUUCAUUUUCUAAAGUCAAAAAUCCCUAUUGGUUGAUGUCGGUCCUUAUGAAUGUUCAAUCACUUUUCUUUUUCCCUUUAAGGAUAACAUUAAGGUUGACUGUAUUUUUUUAUAAUUUUUUCUAACCUAACCUCAAAAUCAGUUUCACGAUUACUGUCUAGCUGAAGCUUCGCAUUAUUAGUUUAAAUCUUUGAGGAACUGAAUAUCUUUUGUAAAUGAAUGUAAUUAACUGAUAUUUUUUUCAAUAUAAACUUUUAAAGUAACUUAAAAAUUACGUAAAUACGUGAUAGUGCGUUUUUAUUUUAAUAAUGUACAUAUUUCCACAUCAUGUGAUAUAAAUGACAUUGUUUUAAUAA
Molecule: messenger RNA, 4968 nt
Organism: Diorhabda carinulata
Lineage: Eukaryota; Metazoa; Arthropoda; Insecta; Coleoptera; Chrysomelidae
Exons: 12
Coding region: 280-2967 (895 amino acids)
Cellular component (GO): plasma membrane
Molecular function (GO): protein binding
Source: RefSeq, a predicted model, not a curated record